This is a messenger RNA of Trifolium pratense (red clover), 1486 nucleotides long. Its product is annotated as probable microtubule-binding protein TANGLED. Bases 274 to 1350 code for a protein of 358 amino acids. The transcript is spliced from 4 exons. The record is from RefSeq and is a predicted model, not a curated record. Gene Ontology annotation, biological process: regulation of phragmoplast microtubule organization. Gene Ontology annotation, molecular function: microtubule binding. Lineage: Eukaryota; Viridiplantae; Streptophyta; Magnoliopsida; Fabales; Fabaceae.
AUUAGACAUAGCUUCACUCGACCGUUGUAAAACAAACCGUUACUCAUACUUCUGUCUUUCUUUGACAUCCAUCAACAACACUUGCCAAACUCUGAAACCAAAAGUAGAACAGGUUUGGGUCCGUGUUUCUCCCUUUGUUAGAGAGAGAGAGAGAGAGAGAGAGAGAGAGAGAGAGAGAGUUCAGAUCCAAUCUUGUGUGGGUAAGUAACAGUGUACUGAUUGGAAAAGUUGUAAUUUGAGACCCACUUCGUUGGUGUGUUUUGUUUUGUGAAGAUGGUUGCAAGAACCCCACCAAAGCUAAGGAAAACUUUAGCUGCACUCAAUCCUAUUCUUAUUAGAGAAACACUUAACAAGGUGAAUCAAUGCAUGUCUCGGUUGGAAGAACUUCAGAACACUGUAACUGGUGGAACCAAGGUGGUUUCAGUGGUCAAUCUCAGUCCUCGCAGCACUAGAGGUUAUCUCAGAACUAGUCUCAGGUGUAAGCAAGAAUCACUCAGGAUCAAGAAUGGUGCCACGAGGAAAUCUCCUGUGGGAAAGUUUCCGCCUCCACCAAACACAGGUGAAUGGAGGAGAAUGUCAUUGCCUGCAAUGCUUGUAGGAGAAACAGUUGGAGAAAUUUUACAAGCUAGUCAAUUUACAAGAGAAAUUGUUUCAGCAGUUGGUGACAAAACUCCCUCCAAAGAGGACCCAAAAACUCCAAUGACUCAAAGGUCAAUCAAGAAAGUAAACCUUGAAAACACACAACUUAAGACUAGAAGGAAGAAAGAAAAACAAACCAAACUACAAAAUGAUGGUUCUCCCUCACUUCAAAGAGCUCGUUCUAGAAUCACUUUCAAAGUUUCUCCUCCAAAAGUUAAAGAAUUUGAUAGAGAAAAUAACAAGUUUUUGUCUUUGGCUAAUAGGGUAUCUCCAAGGAAUAGACCAUGGGCUAAAAAAACUGUACUUUUUCCUAACCCUUUGUUCAUGUCAACUCAAUCUUCUUCAUCACAGUCACAGCAGCAACAUCAGUUUUGCAAAACAAGGUCUCCUAUUAUUGCAAGAAAUAGAGGAACAACAUCAACAACACCACACAAGUUUUUGAUCAAAUCUCCACCUUCAAAUUCCAAAGUCAAGAAGAUCCUAAACACAACCGUGUCUAUCUCACCUACUAGACUUGCAAGUUUGAGCAAGAAUUCCCCAAAGAGAUCGACUGCGUCUAAAUUUCGUCGUUCUUUCUCUCCUUCAAGACUAGCUACCAGAUUAGUUUCACCAUUAAGGAGCAAGAGAACUGCACAGAAAUGUGAUGGAUUUGUAAGUGGAUUGAAACAGCGCCCAACAUCAACAGUUCCAUUCCCUUCUAGAAGAAUCUAAGAACAUAUAUAUAGACCUUGAUUGUAUUUCUGUCACUGUGAUGUGGCUUCUCAAUGUCCAUAAUUGUAUUCUUGUGAAAAAAUUUGUUCAGGACUUUUCCUUAUGUCCAUAGCAUUUUAUGCUCAAUUCCUUCAAA